ACUAGAUCUUUGACAGGGCUGGCAACGCUACCACCAAAUAUAAACAAAUGCACGUGCGUUUAUUUUGGUAAAAAUGGAUGAGCAUGACAUAUUUAAACUAAUUACGGCUGGCGUUCGCUUUACCAAGAAGCCGAAGAAGCAGGCACCCGCAAAACUUCAACCCCAGCCCGAGGUUUUCAAGCAAGAGGAGCCGGUGAAAAGCGAUAAAUCAGAUGAGGACGACCAAGAAACCACGGAAUUCCGCCUCCUUGCUGGAGGAUCAGACAGCCAACCCAAACGCAAGAAGUCCAAAGCAGGAAAAGCGCCCUCUUCCAAGGAAUUGGAGCUCCAAAGGGCCUCCGAUGAGGCAAACGAGACCAGGAGGCAGUACGGCAUCAGUGUGCUGGGCAAGAAGGUCCCACCACCGGUGCCCAGUUUCGAGGCUCUGACCAGAGACUUUAAGCUGCUGCCUCGCCUUCAGCAGAACCUACUGGCCCGAAACUUCGACCAACCCACCCCCAUCCAGAUGCAGGCUCUGCCCGUGCUUCUCCAGCGGCGGGCUUUGAUGGCCUGUGCACCCACCGGAUCCGGCAAAACACUAGCCUUCCUCACACCCAUUAUCGAUGGCCUGCGGUCGCACAAGACCAGCGGACUGAGAGCCUUGGUCCUGGCGCCCACCCGCGAGUUGGCCCAGCAAAUCUACCGCGAGUGUGCGGAGCUCACGCGCGAAACGGGCCUGCGUACUCACUUCAUCAGCAAGGUGAGCGAGGCGAAGCAGAAACAUGGAGCCGAGUGCAAGCAACGCUAUGACAUCCUAGUCUCCACACCGAACCGAGUGAGAUUCCUCCUUCAGCAGGAGCCACCGCUGCUGGAUUUGUCGCUUGUCGAAUGGUUCGUUCUGGACGAGGCAGAUCGCCUGAUGGAAGAGGGACAAAACAACUUCAAGGAGCAGCUGGACGACAUAUACGCCGCCUGCUCACAUCCGACCAAGUGCGUGGCCUUCUUUAGUGCCACGUACACAGUGCCAGUGGCCAAAUGGGCGCUGCGUCACCUUAAAAACCUAGUGCGUAUCACCAUUGGAGUGCAAAACAGCGCCACAAAAACGGUGCAGCAGGAGCUCUUGUUCGUCGGAUCCGAGAGCGGAAAAUUGGUGGCCAUGCGAGACCUUGUGCGCCAAGGCCUACAGCCACCGGUACUCGUUUUCGUGCAGAGCAAGGAGCGCGCAAAGCAGCUAUUCGAGGAGCUGCUCUACGACGGCAUCAACGUGGACGUUAUCCACGCCGAGCGGAGCCAGCAUCAGCGUGACAACUGCGUGAGAGCCUUCCGCGAAGGCAGCAUUUGGGUGCUAAUAUGUACGGAGCUCAUGGGCCGAGGCAUUGACUUCAAGGGCGUCAAUCUAGUGAUCAACUACGACUUCCCGCCCACCACCAUCUCAUACAUCCAUCGGAUAGGAAGGACUGGUCGAGCUGGACGUCCAGGUCGGGCAAUUACAUUCUUCACACAGGAGGAUACGGCCAACUUGAGAAGCAUUGCACUGAUCAUUAAAAACUCUGGGGGAUCUGUUCCGGAGUAUAUGCUGCAAAUGAAAAAGGUUCGGAAAUCGGAGGCGAAGAUGCGAGCCAAAAAGCCUUUAGAUCGCGAAGAUAUAUCAACCAAGAUACGCCCGGAACCGAAAAUCGACGAAAUCCACAAAUCAGCAAAACUGAAAAAAGUCGAAAAGACGGAAAAAGUUUUAAAAAAGCGUCAGGGCACAGAAAAUGAUUUGAAGUCGAAGCAGAAAAAAUUAAGCAAAAUUAAAGUAGACCUCAAGGCUGUGGGCAAAAGAAAAGGCAAAGGGUCAAAAGCAAACAAGAUGUGAAUUUAAGAAAAAACAUUUAA
Molecule: messenger RNA, 1857 nt
Organism: Drosophila suzukii
Lineage: Eukaryota; Metazoa; Arthropoda; Insecta; Diptera; Drosophilidae
Gene: ais
Product: DExD-box helicase 52
Biological process (GO): maturation of SSU-rRNA
Molecular function (GO): RNA helicase activity; ATP binding; nucleic acid binding
Source: RefSeq, a predicted model, not a curated record